Molecule: messenger RNA, 461 nt
Organism: Lotus japonicus
Lineage: Eukaryota; Viridiplantae; Streptophyta; Magnoliopsida; Fabales; Fabaceae
Exons: 2
Coding region: 29-412 (127 amino acids)
Source: RefSeq, a predicted model, not a curated record
AUAUAAGGUUGCCUACUGAUUGUUUUGCAUGCUUUUUAAAAUUCAGGCUACAUUUGAAAGUACAUGGGAAGAUAGGACGCAAAAAGCAUCUGAGCAAAAUGCUCCUCCACCUAAUGAGCUAGAUGUGUGGCUUGAGGUAGCUGGUGUGAAAAAAGGUAGAAUUUAUGGAUUAGGAAUGGAGUCUACUGUGAUGCAUAACAAAUAUCGUGGCUCAAGCUCUUCAUCAUCUGAGUGGGUACGAAGAGAAGAGUUUGAUCAAUUGAGGGACACAUUAGACAUCACUCAAAAAAUGGUACGUCAGAUGAUGGAAAUGAUGCAAACAACAGCACCAACCAAUGUGCAUACAGAUCACGGUGAUAAUUCAGAUGAUUUAGAGGAGUCAGAGGAUGCAGAUGAUCUAGGUGGUUCUUGAGGGAUUAUUUGAACUUUAUCAAACUUUGUUUUUAAGUGUAUUGUAAUAG